This is a messenger RNA of Mytilus californianus (California mussel), 924 nucleotides long. RefSeq lists its product as uncharacterized. NCBI's taxonomy places the organism in Eukaryota, Metazoa, Mollusca, Bivalvia, Mytilida, Mytilidae. Bases 1 to 924 code for a protein of 307 amino acids. The record is from RefSeq and is a predicted model, not a curated record. The transcript has 6 exons.
AUGAGCGGACAGCAAACUAUGCAGCAGGGACACAGCGUGGUGAGGAAUAUUCUUGAUUUUGAUCUUCAACGCAAACACAAACUUGUUGAAAUUUACGACGAUAUUCUUCGACUGGUUGGUGACCUAAGAGGGGAACAACAUCUUUUAGAAGAGCUGACAACUGAAUUCGGAGACUUUCAAAAUGAAAUUCCAAAUUCAAAGGCGAUUUUAUUAGAAGCAGAAUGUCCAAUAGUUAUUGCUGGAGAAACAUCUGCAGGAAAGAGUGGUUUUAUUAACUUAUUGAUUGGUAGCGAUAUUUUGCCGGUGUCAACCUUAGCAUGUACUUCAACUAUCAUAAAAAUCCAUAAUACGAAGGACAGAAAAAUCAUAGUAACUAAUGCAAAUGGCGGCAAAACGCAAAUAGAAUUUAAAACAGAUGAUGAUUCCGGUACGAUCCAAAAAGAAGUUAAGAAGUAUGUUAGCCUCAAAGGAGAAGUUUUGAACUGUAGAUGUGUUGAUAUAUAUCUUCCAUUACCAAUGUUGAAGGGUAAUACUGUGAUAGUAGACACUCCUGGCAUCGGAUCAUUGGAUCAUCCUGAACUGACUGCUCGUCUAUUUGAGUUCCUACCUCGUGCAGUUGCUUUUAUCUACAUUAUUAAUGCAAGUCAUGCAGGUGGCUUGGAAAAAGAUAGGCUUUUAGCAAUAUUUGAGGAACAAAGAAAAUGGAAGCAAAGCGGAAAGUUGAUAGAAUUUGAUGCAUCAAGAACAAUUUUUGUAUGCAACAAAUGGGAUGCGGUUGAAGAUGAAGAAGAUGAUGUCUGGGAUUACAUUAGAAAAAAACUAAAGGAACAUUGGCCUAAUUUUCGAGAAACACAACUGUUUAAACUGAGUGUGAAAAAGGUUAGUAAAUUUAAGAAUUUUGUAACGGAAAAGGGCCAACAAUGA